Messenger RNA from Diabrotica balteata, 2595 nucleotides. Lineage: Eukaryota; Metazoa; Arthropoda; Insecta; Coleoptera; Chrysomelidae. The record is from the annotation of a GenBank genome assembly.
AUGAGGUUUGUAGUUGUGUGCAUCAUUCUUGGUCUUUUAUUUAGUACCAAUGAAUGUCUAAGUCAACCAACAGAUGUUGUAAGAUUGUGGUUGCAUGAAUGUCAACGAGUUUAUGGGGAUAAAUUAACUGAAGAGAAGGAUAUAGAUGCUUUCUCAAAAUUACAGCUAGAUGUUUUUAAGAAAAACUAUGAGGAAAUUGACGAAUCAGUUGUCCUGGAAAAACCAAAUAUUUAUUGUCAUUUUGCUGGAGGAAUUGGUGAACCUAAGUACAUGCCAGUAAAAAAGUGGAUCAAUUUAACAAAACUGCUAAACGAGGCUAUGGCUAGUUAUAACGAUUUGGUAGCAGCAAUGAAUUUGGUUCUUUUCGAAGAUGCGAUGAUGCACAUAUGCAGAAUUAACAGAAUAUUAGAAUCUCCACGUGGAAGCGCAUUACUAGUUGGAGUCGGAGGGAGUGGAAAACAAUCUUUAUCAAGAUUGGCAGCCUUUAUAUCAUCUCUAGAAGUUGCUCAGAUACAACUUAAAAAAGGAUAUGGAGUACUGGACCUUAAAAAGGAACUAUCUUCUUUAUACCUGAAAAGUGGUUUAAAAAAUGUUGGAAUAAUGUUUUUAAUGACGGACGCGCAGGUUCCCAAUGAGCAGUUUCUUGUAUUAAUUAAUGAUAUGCUAGCAUCCGGAGAAAUUCCAGACAUGUUUCCAGAUGAUGAAAUCGAAAAUAUCAUAGCUGGCGUUCGUAAUGAAGUUAAAGGAGCUGGAAUGUUGGAUACACGAGAAAAUUGCUGGAAAUUUUUCAUAGAUCGUGUAAGAAGACAAUUAAAAGUGGUACUUUGUUUCUCUCCAGUAGGUUCUACUCUUCGAGUUAGAGCCAGAAAGUUUCCGUCAUUAAUUAAUUGUACACAAGUCAACUGGUUUCAUGAAUGGCCACAAGAAGCGUUGGUAUCUGUUGCUUUACGAUUUUUGGAGGAUAUUGAUGUUUUACCAGUCGAUUUGUAUGACUCUUCAGCCCGUUUUAUGGCCUAUGCGCAUACUUCUGUAAAUGCAAUUUCAAAAGUAUUUCUGCAAAACGAAAGAAGAUACAAUUAUACAACACCUAAAUCUUAUUUAGAACAAAUCAACCUAUAUUCUAAAUUAUUACGUCAAAAAUCAGAAGAACUUAGACAGAAAGUACUAAGAUUGGAGAAUGGUUUAGAUAAGCUUAGAAGCACAUCUGUUCAAGUUGACGAAUUAAAGAAAAAACUAGCAAUACAGGAGAUCGAACUCAAAGAAAAAAAUGAAGCUGCCGAUAGAUUAAUUGAAAUAGUUGGUGUGGAAACAGAGAAGGUUUCCAUAGAAAAGAAUUUGGCAGACGAAGAAGAAGAAAGGGUUGCAGUUAUAGCGGAAGAAGUUAGUAAAAAACAAAAAGACUGCGAGGAAGAUCUACUAAAAGCAGAACCAGCUUUACUAGCUGCCCAAGAGGCUUUAAAUACGUUGAAUAAAGCAAAUUUAACUGAGUUAAAGUCGUUUGGUUCUCCUCCAGGAGCUGUAACCAACGUUACUGCUGCUGUAAUGGUACUUUUGUCACCUGGUGGUAAAGUUCCUAAGGAUAGAAGUUGGAAAUCUGCUAAACUGAUGAUGGCGAAAGUAGAUACUUUCCUUGAUUCUCUUAUUAAUUAUGACAAAGAGAAUAUUCACCCUGAGUUGCAAGGUAUAAAAUGGAUAAAACAAAGAUACGGAGACGAUCUAAGAGUUAUUCGAUUAGGACAAAAGAGCUAUUUAGACGUUAUUGAAAGAUGUAUAACAGAAGGAGCAAUAGUAUUAUUGGAAAAUAUUGAAGAAAAUUUAGAUCCAGUGUUAGAUACUUUGCUUGGAAGAUACCUUAUUAAAAAAGGAAAAGCUAUUAAAAUAGGAGACAAAGAAAUAGAAUACAAUCAAAACUUUCGAUUAAUUCUUCAUACAAAAUUGGCAAACCCCCAUUAUAAACCGGAAAUGCAAGCACAGGCGACUUUGAUUAAUUUUACAGUAACCAGAGAUGGGCUAGAAGAUCAACUGCUUGCUGAAGUUGUUAAAGCCGAAAGACCAGAUUUGGAGGAAUUAAAGGCUGAUCUUACUAAGCAACAAAACGAUUUUAAAAUCAUUCUGAAGUCAUUAGAAGAUGAUCUACUAUCGAGAUUAUCAUCUGCUGGAGGUAACAUCUUAGGUGACACCACUUUGGUUGAAAAUUUAGAAACUACAAAACGUACAGCUGCUGAAAUAGAACAAAAAGUAGCAGAAGCGAAAAUUACAUCUGUGCAGAUAGAUCAAGCUCGAGAACAUUAUAGACCAGCUGCAGCUAGAGCUAGCUUGCUAUACUUUAUACUAAACGAAUUGAAUACUAUAAAUCCAAUUUACCAAUUCUCGUUAAAGGCCUUCAGUGUAGUAUUUCAAAAAGCAAUCUCAAGAGCAGAUCAAGCCGAAGAUGUCACGACAAGAGUAAACAAUUUAAUAUCUUGCAUUACUUUUUCCGUCUUUCAAUAUACUACGAGAGGACUAUUUGAAUGUGAUAAACUAAUUUUUGCUUCCCAAAUGACUUUUCAGGUCAGUACAAAUAUUACUAAUAUUAAUAAUAAUAAUUGUACUUAA